AUGGCAGUGGCUCUGGAUGAAGUGUGGGGGCGGGUGAAGAAUGUCUGCAAGCAGAACGGACUGCUCAUCCUGUCCGUGCUGGCCGUGGUCAUUGGCUGCCUGCUGGGCUUCUUCCUCAGAGGCAAGCAGCUCUCCGAGCAGGAGGUGAAGUACUUCCAGUUUCCCGGAGAGCUGCUGAUGAGGAUGUUGAAAAUGUUGAUUUUGCCCCUCGUCGUAUCCAGUUUGAUGUCAGGUCUGGCUGCCUUGGACGCCAAGUGCUCCAGCCGCCUGGGCAUCAUGACCAUCUCCUACUACCUCUGGACCACCUUUGUGGCCGUGGUGGUGGGCAUCGUCAUGGUAUACAUCAUCCACCCAGGUGGAGCCGCUCAGAAGGAGGAUUCUGAUGAAAGCAAGAAGCCGAUGACCAGCUCUGCUGACGCUCUGCUGGAUCUCAUCCGCAACAUGUUUCCAGCCAAUCUGGUUCAAGCUACUUUCCAACAGUAUCGAACCCAGAGAGUCCCGGAGCUCAUCCCCAAACCAACGGUGGCUCAGCUCCUAGAUGAGAUCACCACACGCAGGGUCUACAUCUACGGCAUCCAAGAUGACAAUGGCACAGAUGUCCAGAAUUUCUCCCUGGAUCUCACGCCCCCACCUGACGUCAUCAUGAAAACCUCCCCCGGUACCAGCGAAGGCAUGAAUGUGCUGGGGAUUGUCAUUUUUUCCGCUACCAUGGGAAUCAUGUUAGGAAGAAUGGGACCCAAUGGAAGUGCUUUGGUUAACUUCUGCCAGAGUGUGAAUGAGGCAGUUUUGAAGAUUGUUGCCAUUGUCAUCUGGUAUUUCCCUUUUGGGAUUGUGUUUCUGGUUGCCGGUAAGAUCUUGGAGAUGGACGACCCUUCGGCCAUGGGAAAGAAGCUGGGUUUUUACGCCAUUACGGUCGUAAUGGGUUUGGUGCUGCACGGUUUAUUCAUCCUCCCGGCCAUGUACUUCUUCAUCACUAAGAAGAGCCCCAUCGUUUACAUCAGAGGCAUUUUGCAGGCCCUACUCAUCUCCUUGGCCACGUCCUCCAGCUCUGCCACACUGCCUAUCACCUUCAAGUGCCUCCUUGAGAACAACCACAUCGACAGACGCAUCAUCCGCUUCGUGCUGCCUGUCGGCGCCACCAUCAAUAUGGACGGCACCGCACUCUACGAGGCCGUGGCAGCCAUCUUCAUCGCCCAAGUGAAUAAUUAUGAGCUUGACUUUGGACAGAUAAUCACCAUCAGCAUCACUGCCACUGCGGCCAGCAUCGGUGCGGCAGGAAUCCCACAGGCUGGACUCGUAACCAUGGUGAUUGUGCUGACCUCUGUGGGUCUGCCCACUGAUGACAUCACUCUCAUCAUUGCUGUUGAUUGGGCUUUGGAUCGAUUCCGGACCAUGGUCAAUGUGAUGGGUGACGCCCUGGCCACAGGCAUUAUGGCUCAUAUCUGCAGAAAAGAUUUUGUCAAAGAAGGGGAACAGGUGCCUCUGAUCUGUGAAACUAAGCCCAUGAUAAGCAUCCAGCAGAUGAUGACAUACCAGAAUCAGAAGAAUGGCUGCUACCAGCCGCCUCCACCGGGCAGCAGGCCGGACCACCUCUCCCCAGAUGUGGCUCGCCUGAUGCAGCUGGAGGAAGGCAUCCGGCCUCUAGAGAAGAAGAAACACUCUCACUCCUCUCACCACAAGAGAGAGCACAAGGACAAGGAUCACUGUUCCAUUGAUAUGAACGGGCUGGAGACUAAUGUAUAA
This is a messenger RNA of Anoplopoma fimbria (sablefish), 1743 nucleotides long. It is a transcript of the gene slc1a7a, whose product is annotated as solute carrier family 1 member 7a. The record is from RefSeq and is a predicted model, not a curated record. Gene Ontology annotation, cellular component: plasma membrane. Lineage: Eukaryota; Metazoa; Chordata; Actinopteri; Perciformes; Anoplopomatidae. Gene Ontology annotation, biological process: L-glutamate transmembrane transport. The transcript is spliced from 11 exons. Gene Ontology annotation, molecular function: neutral L-amino acid transmembrane transporter activity; L-glutamate transmembrane transporter activity; glutamate:sodium symporter activity. The coding region runs from base 1 to 1743 and encodes 580 amino acids.